AUGGCUGUCCGCAAACUGACGUAUGCACCCAAUGAACCAGGCCAACAGCCAUCGGCUGAAUUAUCACGAGACUUUCUUAUGAGUGUUGGUAGUCUUCGAGUGGAAGCGACGCUAGACAAAAAUAAAUAUUUUCAUGGAGAGAAAAUCUUUGUCAACUUACUUGUAGAUAAUAAUUCGAAUAAAACAAUCAAACGUAUCAAGCUCUCAGUUCGACAGUAUACUCAAAUCUAUGUUCAAAGUCCAAUUCACUUCAAAUGCUCCGUUGAUGAGAUUCAGUCAGAGGAACGCUUUCCUAUUUUACCCAGUCAAACUGGUUGGUGUAAAGUCUAUCGUCUUUGCCCAUCUUUAACGCACAAUCGGGACAAGAUCGGUAUUGCAAUGGAUGGUGAUUUAAAACAAGAAGAUACCAACUUAGCCUCAUCAACAAUAAUAACUUGUGGUAAACUUUCCAACUUCACCAAAUGUAAUCCCGUCCUUAUAACUCCAGUUACCAACAUCAACAGUAACACCAGCCAAGAUGAUUCUGCAAAACAGACCAACUCAAAAACUCCUCAAAAUACAACUGUUUCCAUAAAUAUUCAAACAUUGAACAAGUCAGUUAAACGUAGACGUCAUCAUAAACUUGAUUCUAAACAGUCGAAAACAAAAUCCAAUUGGGGUAUUAUUAAUAUCCCGCCAACAUGUGAAAAUAUACAUUCAUCAAAUGUCUUGAUUGAGUUAAACAAAUCAUCAUUGAACAAUGUUACAAUGGAGGAUGGAAAAAAGAAUGGCUGUUCUACUGCUAAUGAUAAUCAUCAAAAUCACCAUAAUUAUUGUUAUUAUUACUAUUACUAUUAUUGUUAUCAUUAUUAUUAUUCACUUCAAAAAGUUCCAUAUUACAAAUCUUUAUGGAAUGAAAAGAUAUUCGAUGUUAAGACAAAAGAUGCUGAUGUGGUAAGUGCUAAGGUGCUGUUAUUUUUGUUUUAUUUAACUGGAGUUAUAAUUUCAUUGACAAUAUAUAAUUUACAGUGUAUUUUGAGGAAGUCUCCGUUGUCACAAUCUGACAUAGUCGAUGGGGGUACUGGGAAAGUCCGAUGA
Messenger RNA from Trichobilharzia szidati, 1077 nucleotides. The record is from the annotation of a GenBank genome assembly. Lineage: Eukaryota; Metazoa; Platyhelminthes; Trematoda; Strigeidida; Schistosomatidae.